GGCGGGGCCUGUUGGCGGCGGCGUCCCUCCUGCUGCUGCUGCCGCCUCUUGUUUUCGGCCGGGGCGAUGGCUUCGAUGGCGGCGGCGAUCGCGGCGUCUCGCACGGCGUCCCUGUCGGGGAACCGCCCGCUGGACGACCGUGAGCGGAAGCGCUUCAGCUACUUCUCCUCGCUGAGUCCGAUGGCGCGGAAGAUCAUGGCGGAGAAGGCGCGCAUCCGGGAGCGCUACGGGCCCGACUGGGAGCGCCUCCCGCCGCGGCGCCAGGACGAGAUCAUCGACGCCAGCCUCGUCCAGCCCCACGUCCAGGCCCGCUACGCCGCCCACCGCGGGGGCCCCAGGACGGCCCAGCCCCAGCCCCAGGCCCUGCCCAACCUCCGCCUCAACACCGGCCAGAAGGUGGUGCACUUCGGGGAGGAGGAUAUCACCUGGCAAGAUGAGCAUUCAGCUCCUUUCUCAUGGGAAACGAAAAGUCAGAUGGAAUUCAGCAUUGCUUCUCUAUCCAUACAAGAACCAAAUGGAGUGACAGCACAGAAUGAACAGAAACAACCUGUCAAAACUGCUCCAGCCCCUCCACCCCCCAAAUCCUCACAAGUUGGCAAAACGCCUGGCUCAGAUGGGCUUAUACCACCCAGGAAAGAAGAGGAAGCCUCUUUCUGGAAGAUAAAUGCGGAGCGCUCCAAGUGUGAGGGUGAACAGUCUCCGUUCUAUUCUCUUACCCCAAGCCAGAUCAAAUCCAUGGAGAAAGGCGAGAAGGUCCUUCAGCCCUACUACAGGCAAGAAUCUGGUCCAAAAGAGGCAACUAAAACAGAGAAGCUGAGUAGUGCUAAGCCUGAGAAGGAGGUCACCCCAGUUCUUGCUGCAACAUCAAUAGAAUGGGAAAAAAAUCAGCCUGCUCCACCUUCGUUUAAUGCCCUUAAUCCUCCUGAAUCAUUAGAAGAGUCACCAGCUACUGGGACCAAAAGUGAAGACAGUGAUAGUGGCUUUCUUUCAGAUCUGCAUACGCUUGGUCAGAGCAAUUCAAGUAAUGUUAUCUUGAAGACGGGAUUUGAUUUUCUGGACAACUGGUAAAGAGACACUGAAGUAGCAUCUGCUCACUUUUGGAGAAAGAAGAGGAGCAUCUUUUCUGUUUCUAUUCUCUCUCAUUGUUUUGUUCUUGGCUUUUUAAAUUUUUCUUUUAAAAUAGUAUUUUUUCCAGCUCUUUUUAAAUGUUGCCUUUGUACUAACACUUUUUUGUAAAACCAGAUGGUAUUUGUAUUUUGGAAUAGUGAAGUGUUAGAAGUGUUUUUAAUUAUUAUUAUUAUUAUUUUAUUAUUAUUAUUAUUAUUACUCUAUUCAAUUACUAGCCAUGAUGAGGAUGGCCUGGAUGUAUUUCUUUACUGUUAUAUGUCUAUUAACAGCAAGGUGAAGAAACAGAGAAAGUGUGAAGAUGCCUUACAGGGGCACACAGUUUUGUUCUGCACACUCAUGGGAAAUGCUAACAAAGUGCAAUGAAGAGAAGAACCAUUAAUAUUGGUGGGGUGGGGAAUUAGAUUUAUUAAAGCACAAUGCUUAAAAACCAAAAUACAUUAUGUCUGUUUAAAAUAAAUUAUACAGUAAAUAAGGCACUACAUCUUUUUACUUAUUAAAAAUGUUAUAGGCAUGUAUAGGUACAGCAGGUUAACUGCUGAGCUGCUGAAGUUGCUGACCAAAAAGUUGGCAGUUUGAAUCCGGGGAACGGGGGGAGCUCCCACUGUUAGCCCCAGGUUUUGCCAACCUAGCAGUUCGAAAACAUGCAAAUGUGAGUAGAUCAAUAGUUACUGAUUCACGGCACUCCAUGCAGUCAUGGUGGCCACAUAACCUUGGAGGCAUCUACAGACAACGCUAGCUCUUCAGCUUAGAAAUGGAGAUGAGCAACACCCCCCCAGAGUCGAACACGACUAAACUUCAUGUUAAGGACAAACCUUUACCUUUAUAUAGUUUGACCUGGCUUAUUUCUGUUGGUGUUUAGUGGUAUGCAAAACAUAACUGAGCAGAGUUACCUGAUACUGUAUUCAGAAAUAAUUUUGAUGUGGACAUGGCAUAACUAAGGGGGAAUGUUUAAAAUAGGCAUAUGUGUAUUUGGGACAAUAAUUUGCCAGAAAUAAAGUAAUAGAUGGCAAAAAGAAUCAGGAUAUGAAAAAUUAAAAUAUAACAAAAUAAAAUAUAUAGAACAAAGAAGCUCCUUUCUUUGUAUAAAUUUAGAAGACCACUGCAAAACAAAACCGUGCAGUGAGGAAUGUAGUCUCAGAGGGCAACUGAUAGUCUUGGUGCUUGUUGGCAUUCCUAUAAAAGUGCCAUUAGAAAAGUGUACCAUAAUCCCUUAAGGGAGUGGAUUGUUUUGUUCCUCUUCUCCCUUUCAAGAAUAUAUAUUGUCAUCCACCCUAUUGCAAAGCAUUGUGAGAUGGUUUGUUUAUUGCUUUUAAAUGUUUUUAAAUGGCAUCUUUUAAAGAAAUGAGUAAUUUCUGGUGCUAUUUCUAGGAGCAGAACUCCAGCUUGUCACAUACGCCUUGGUGUUCUGUUUUUGUUAUUGAUGUUACAUAUAGGGCGCUCUUUACAUGAGGGGGAACAUGCAAAAAUGGUGCCUCCCAGCUGUAGCUUGAAAAAAAAACUACCAACCUACCACUCAGGUUACUACCACCAUCUUUCUGCUGCAUUGUAGG
Messenger RNA from Anolis sagrei ordinatus, 2678 nucleotides. It is a transcript of the gene C1H1orf198, whose product is annotated as chromosome 1 C1orf198 homolog. Lineage: Eukaryota; Metazoa; Chordata; Lepidosauria; Squamata; Anolidae. The record is from RefSeq and is a predicted model, not a curated record.